This is a messenger RNA of Psilocybe cubensis, 1605 nucleotides long. RefSeq lists its product as uncharacterized. Gene Ontology annotation, biological process: transmembrane transport. Gene Ontology annotation, cellular component: membrane. The transcript has 3 exons. NCBI's taxonomy places the organism in Eukaryota, Fungi, Basidiomycota, Agaricomycetes, Agaricales, Agrocybaceae. The coding region runs from base 1 to 1605 and encodes 534 amino acids. Gene Ontology annotation, molecular function: ABC-type transporter activity; ATP hydrolysis activity; ATP binding. The record is from RefSeq and is a predicted model, not a curated record.
AUGAACUUCGAUGAAUGGGAUAUGGGCCUUUUGGAUCAAACUUGGCUCCGUUCACACGUUGCGUGUGUUGGUCAACAAGGAGCCGCGGGCGUUGUCAUUUUCGAUGAGAAGAGCAUUUACGAAAACAUCGCAAUGGCGUUGCACGAUCAUCCGAACGGACUUCCAAGCCGGAGACAAGUGGAAGGCGCAUGCCGUGCUGCAUUGCUGCAUGAAUUUGUGCGAGAUCUACCUCAAGGCUACGAUACUCUUCUCGGUGGAGGUGCAGGCAUUGGUGUCAGUGGUGGGCAGAAGCAGAGGCUUGCGAUUGCACGGGCGUUGUUGCGGAAUCCAGCUGUUCUGAUUCUUGGCGAUUUACAGACGAGGCCACUUCCGCCCUCGACGCUAUGGCGACACAACAAAACGACUAUUGUUAUCACCCACGACCUCUCCCAAAUCACCGCUCAGGAUUUCGUUUAUGUGCUUAAGGAUGGCCGCGUCGUCGAACAGGGGUAUAGGUCUGACCUUGAGGAAGUCAAGGCCGAUUAUGGUAGUGACCAGGGCGAGUUCAAAAAGUUGAUGGAUGCUCAACGCGAGACUGGUGGUUUCCUCCCCGAGAAAGACGACGAGGAGAAGCCUGUGCCCGCUUUGGAUCUACAGGAAGAGGCCGAUGAGAACAAAGACAAGGAUACGCCACAGUACCUCAAGCAUCAGAGCCUCACCCUGCGACCAAUGACAUUCGGCGCAUGGAUGUUCUACGUUCUUGACGACCUCAUCGGUACUAAGCCUGCCAUCGCUGCCUCUGCCACCGUCCAUCCAUCCAACGAAACUCAGGAAAGUCUCGAAAAUCAACCUCGACGCGGCUGUGGAGGAACUCGAAUUCAAUUUGCAGAAGAAGACGAUGGAGAGGAGUAUCAAGACGUGGAGAGCGAAGAACCCCUCCCACCGUUCUGGGCGCUCAUGCGUAUCGCAUACAGGUCCAUCUCGCGCAAGCUUCUCCUUUUCUUCGGGCUCGUUGUCUGCGUGAUGAACGGUGCCAUGACGCCCAUUUUCUCCUACCUGCUCUCCCGCCUCUUGUAUGUGGUCUCCAUUGGCGCUCAGGACCUCAACGCCAUCAACACUUACGGUGGACUCGUGCUAGGCGCAGCGGGUAUGGAGGGGUUCCUCCUCGGUGUGAAGUACUUUGUCAUGGAGACCGUCGGAAUCUCGUGGGCCACGUCGCUGCGCAAGCGCACAUGCAGAAAGAUCAUGUCGCAAGACCGUGCAUGGUUCGACCUGUCCAAACACUCCCCCGCGCGCCUCGUGCAGAUUCUCAUCAAGGAUGGGGAUGACGCGCGGGACCUCAUUGCCGUUGUGUGGGGUCAGAUGGUGGUUGUGGUCGCGAUGUUGAGCGUGGGUCUAGUGUGGGCGUUGGUGGCGGGGUGGCAACUUACUUUGGCGGGCAUGGCGAUUGCACCGAUUUUUGCGGGUGUGAUGGCUAUCCAGACCAAGCUUGUGGGGAGGUGCGAGGUCAGGAACAAAAGAGCGAGGGAGGAAGUCGCGAGGGGAUACUACGACGUGAGUAAUGAUUAUAGCCAUCCAGACUCCGUACUAUCAACUAAACAGACAGUAGAUUACAAUGCUAUGUAA